UAACCGCCUGCGGAGCGGUUUUGCCCUCCUCCGUCCGGGUCAGUACUGCAGCCUCAGGGCGAAGAGGCCUGGCCUUUCUCCCCCAAUGUCAAUUCGUAAAAUAGCAGGGCUGGAGUCUGGAGGGUUUGCGGGCUUCCGCCUCGUGGGAAGUCUGGGAGGCUCAGAACUUCCAACUCUUCCACCUCAGAGCCCGCUUGGCCCGGGCAGAACCACCCAGGAAGCCGGCGGCCCGCAGCCUCGGCAGGGAAGAAUAUAAUUUUUUCAUCUAUAAUUUGGAAGCGAAGUAAAAUAACAAAAUGAAGCCAGCAAAAUCUCUGUUAGCCUCUAGUAAUAAAUUGGCAAAUGUUCCAGAGUCAACUUACAAAAAGGGAGUAUUGAAUUUACCAAUGUCACCUAAACCAAAGGAAAAACAUAGUGCAAAAUUAGGACGUGAUAAAUUUGAACCAAUGGUCUUAGGAUCUCCACCAACAGGGGGAUCCCUUGUAAGGUAUGCUUUGCCCAAUCUGUCAAGUAAGACAAAGGAGUUAAUAGCAGAAGAUGAAUCGAUCAGGAAAAUUACCAAACAUCUGAAGAUGAUUGUUUCCACUUUAGAAGAAACCUAUGGAUUUAGCAUUCAAAAUGGAGAAAAAUCAUUUAUGAAGCCUGAACAUGAAGAAUUAAGUUUGUCUGUUGAGGAUGAUCUGAAUUCAUUCUUGAUAUGUUGCUCACAAUUUGUAGCUCAGUUAGAAGAAGCAGCUAAGGAAGAACGUAAUAUUUUGGAAUCUCUUUAUCAGUGGUUUCAGCGACAGGUCAAUCAUAUAGAAGAGAUAAGUAAAGAUCAAAGUUUUUCAGAAGCAGACUUUCCAGUAUCUGACAAAACAGUCACUUUAAGCAUUGCACGAAUAGUAAAGCAGGUUCAAAAACUAGAAGAACUGAAAAAUCGCCUUAAACAAGAGUCUAAAUACUCCUUGAAAGCGGUGUUGGCUAAAGUCAAGGAUAGUGAAAGUUCACCAGAGGCAGUACAAAGUUAUGAAGCUGUACAGCAGUUAAUUGAAGAAUUCAUAAAAACCCACUCAACUGAAGAAUUUAUAGAUGUUUCUGCAACUGAUCCACAAGCUGCUUAUUCACUGAUGAAUCGAUUGAAUGUCAUGUUGAAAAUAUUUGAAAAACAGUCAAAUAUGUUGGAGAGAGCUGUGGGUGAUCAAGGUUUGUUAGAGGCUAAAUAUAAACAAAUGGAAAGUGAUUUUCAAGUGUUAUUAGAGGAGAAGUCGGUGCUGGAAAAUGAACUACAAAAGCUGAAGAAUGAGAAGACAAAGUCUACAUAUGAUCAGACAAAGAAAACUAUAAAAACUGAGAAGAAAAAAGACAAAGGAAAACCUGAAAAUUCAGAAGAGAAGAAGUCUGUAGUCAAAGAGCUUAAAAUAAAAGGAGAUUUGACUCAAGUCCAGAAAGUAGCACAUGCUCUGGAAAUUGAGAACAAAGUCCUUCAGGAACAACUGAACCAGGCUUUACAGGAAGCUGAAAGAGCUAAGCAGCAACUUAACUGUUUCCUAAAUCAAGGGAAAGAAUUACUUAAAAGUGAAGGGAAGACCAAGACAACAAUGGAAAUGGGUAUUAGUAAAAUAAAAGUCGAAGAUUUAAAUCAUAUACCAUUGGAGAAAGAAACAAGGAAAUCACUAGGUACAAAUUCAGGUAGACAAAAGACAAAUUUUAAAAUCCAAGAACAUCCACAGAUCUCAAGCAUCCCAAAUGGAAGCCCAACUGACAAGAGCUCAGAGAAGAAAAGAGCUAGCUCUGCUAUUUCAGAUCUUUCACAGAUCCUAAACACUCAAGAUGGUUCAGCUUUUUUAAGGAGUUCAAAUGAAGUUUCAGCUGAUAAAGACUUAUCCUACACGCUUCCAUUAAAGACCCAUGAGAAACCAUUAACAAGACUAUUAUCAAACAAGGAGAUUGAAGAUUUACUGUCUGGCAAAGCAUCACUUCAAGGGAGUGAAACAGCUACAGCAUCAUUCAUUUCACCCUCUGUUCUCACUAAAAGAAAGCCAAUGGAUAGUGACAUCUCAAAGGCUGCUGUUGUAGAAGAGAAAUUACAAAGUAAGACUGAAAGACAAGAAGCAAGAGAAUUUCAAGCUAAUGAUGAAGUACCAGAUGAAGAGCAUAUACUUGGACAUCAAAAUUUAGUGUCAAAAACUAAAACAGAAGUAGAGCAAGAAAAGACUCCUAGAGUAGGAAGAUUCACUAUGAAAAAUAUUGUAGAUCAUGAUAAAGUACCAGAUGAAAAGAUGACACAUAAGAAUCAGGGUUCACUGUCAAAAACCCAACUGCAAGUAAAGAAACAAAGAACUCUCAGAAGAGAAGGACUCACUACUCAAUAUGAAGUACCAGAUGAAAAUCUUGUGUUUGAUAGAAACCAAGAUUCGACAUCAAAAACACAAAUGCAAGUAAAAAAACAAAGAACAUCCAAAAGGGAAAGAAACAUUGCUCAUGAUGAUGUACCAGACAAAAACCUUAUUCAAAAGCAUCAGGACUCAAAGUCAAAAACAGAAAUGCAAGUAAAGAAACAAAAAACUUCCCUAGAUGAAACACCUAUUACUCAUAAUAACAUAACCGAUGAAAAUCCUGUGCUUGAGCAUCAAGAGUCAAUGUCAAAAACCCAACUGCAAGUAAAGAAACAAAAAAUUGCUAACAGGGAAAGACUCACUAGACUAAAUGCCUCUUUUUAUGUAGCUCACAAUAAAGUACCUGAAAAUGUUGUGACUGAGCCUCAAGAUUCAAUAUCAAACACCCAACUGCAAGUAAAGAAACAAGGAGCUUCUAAAGGGGAAAGAGUCAGUAUUCAGUAUGAAGUACCAGAUGAAAAUCAUGUGCUUGAGCAUCAAGACUCAAUGUCAAAACCAGAGAUUCAAGUGAAGAAACAAAUAAUUCAAAAGAGGGAAAGACUUGGUAUUCAUGAUUAUGUACCAGACAAAAAUCUUAUGCUUAAGCAUCAAGAUUCAGUGUCAAAACUUCAAAUGCAAGUACAGAAACAAAUAACUUCCAGAGAGAAAAAAUCUAAGACUGUUGAUGAAGUACCAGAUGAAAAUAUUAUGCUUAAACAUCAAGACCCGGUGUUAAAAACCCAAGUACAAUCAAAACGAAAAACUUCAAUAGAGGAAAGACUCAUUAAAAAUGAGGCAGCCUCAGAACUUCAAGAUACAGGAGAUCUUCUAGCAAUAAAUCCAUCACUUAAUGAUCUAAUAUAUCAAUUAGAUUUAAAUAAAGUUAGAGAAACCAAUAUAGAACAGUUGAAAGAUGCUAUUGGACCACAUACAUUUGUGGAGGAAAUGAAAAUACAAUCAAAAAGUGUCCCUGAGAUUGAUAGGGAGUCCCUCCCAGGUGCUAUUGGAAGAAGUAUAAUAAAGAGAGAAUUCAAGACACAGUUAAAGAGUCAUCCUGAGACUGAUGUAGAACACUUGAUAUAUACUGCUGAAAGAGAAAGAAUAAUUGAUGAAAUCAACACACAACUUAAAAGUCACUCUGGAAAGAAUUUAUUUAAGAACAAAAAUAUGUUUUCACAUCAUCAGGAUUUACUUAUGAAGAACAUCACAAUGAAUAAAUUCCCAACAAAAGUGAUCAAUUUAUCACCUUUUGACAAUCAAGAAUUACCUUAUGAGUACAUCUCACCCCAUGUGACUGAACCUCCAAAAGCAUAUCAUAGAACAUCUAGGAUUGGGUCAUCCAAUUAUAAAGCCAUCCAUCUUCGUUCACUGAAUAAAGAAACUUCAGGGCAUCGAAAAGAUUCUACCUCAAAAAAACAUGUUGACUUUACAAAUAAUCUGCUUUCUGUGAUCUCUACAACUAGAAAACCUAUCUACAAAGUGCCACAUAUUGCUCCCCGAAAUUUCUACCACACCCCUGUUUCUGAGAAUAAAUGAAUUCUGGUCAAAAUAACCAACAUGAGCAAAUUCAUGGAGAUAACAAUGAAAAUUGCAAAUGUAGAAGCUUUACGAAAAUUAACACUGACUUGAAAGGAUGGUGCUCAUUGAACAAUAGUGGGAAAUACCCUAUCCUACGGUAGGUCUAGAUCAUGGAGGAGCUUCAUUGGCAGCAGAAUUCUUCGUUAUUAUCCAGAACAAACUUGAAAGUGUAAGAUCAAAGCCUUUUGUUGCUGGUGUUAAGAAAGAAGCUCUACAUUGAAGUUCCAGCUUGCUUCUAUUCAUUAAUGUCCCUGCAAUAUCUUCUGGUGUGGUAUAAAAGCAAUAAAAUGAAAUUUGUUCUCUGCA
Canis lupus familiaris (dog) is the source of this 4241-nucleotide messenger RNA. RefSeq names its product coiled-coil domain containing 7 (gene CCDC7). The record is from RefSeq and is a predicted model, not a curated record. NCBI's taxonomy places the organism in Eukaryota, Metazoa, Chordata, Mammalia, Carnivora, Canidae. The transcript has 37 exons. Bases 297 to 3893 code for a protein of 1198 amino acids.